Molecule: messenger RNA, 1755 nt
Organism: Candidozyma haemuli
Lineage: Eukaryota; Fungi; Ascomycota; Pichiomycetes; Serinales; Metschnikowiaceae
Exons: 1
Coding region: 1-1755 (584 amino acids)
Biological process (GO): protein ubiquitination
Molecular function (GO): ubiquitin protein ligase activity
Source: RefSeq, a predicted model, not a curated record
AUGCCUCGAGCCAGUAGGCUUGCUGCCUGUUUUUCCAUAGUGGUAUUGGUGGUGGUGGUGUUGAAGUUGAUUACCGCCUCGCAGCUACAACUAGGAGAUGCUUUGUUUCUAGCAAAGAACUCGAUCAAGGAGUACCAUUUCUCGGCCAUUUGCAGAAGCAGGUAUUUUGCUGGCUGUACGAGUGACUCGGAGAGGGAGGUGAAGGGGGAAGGUGAGCCUGGCCAGGUUAUAGGUCUUGAUCUUGACUUGGACAGUCCAUUCACGAAUGUGGUCAAUUCGGUGUUUCCUAUUGAUCUGAUUAUUUCGUAUAACUUUUCAAAUGAGACCCACGAGAUGUUGGCUCGCUAUGCAUCGUUCAGCCCCAUCAUCAGCCGGUCCUUGACGUCGGAGUACGCUAUAGUGCCUGGAAAGGCGUGUGAGGGACCCUGGGAACCUGAAAAUAAGGAGGAAUUUGAAGAUAAAAUCUUGAUUGUGCUCCGUGGAAAGUGUACGUUUGUGAAGAAGAUCCGGAAUCUUCUUGAAUCAGACCUACGGCCUCGUGCUAUCAUCGUGGCUAACGAUGAGCCCUAUAGGGCCCUCAUAACCAUGUACCUGGCGUCGUUCAACGCGGACGGGAAACUUACUACUCCGGUGUUGUUUAUUCUGAACGAGGACUAUAAAGAGCUUGGGGUUAUGUCUCUGGAACACUUGAAGAUCCUGAUCAGAACCGCUGCUUUUGAUAAUUGGAUCAACUUGCUCCUUUCCAUGGCAGUAUCUCCGCCGCUACUUAUCCUAAUAUGCUAUCUUUUGGUCAGAACGCUACAAAUGUGCCGUAAGCGUCGCGUGAGUGCCUUAAACCAGCGGCUUGUCAAGAAUCUACCUGUCUAUAUCUAUCACAGAAACCAUUUGAUCCCAGCACACAAUUUUUACGUUUAUUUAACGGCCACUUACCAGACAGGUGACAUACCUCUGGUUCCGUCGUCCUCAGAGGAUAUUUCAUCGAUUACAGAACCAGAUAAUCCUGCUUCUAUGAAAAGUUUCGUCAUCAACGGUACGGACCUUUACUCAUUACGGAAACUGUUGGGGAUCCUUUUCGCUCCCGACGAUUUCUUUCCCACUUUCAAGUGCUCUAUUUGCUUGGAUAAGUUUACUCCUCUCCAGCUGAGGGUACUUGUAUUGGAUUGUCACCAUAUCUUCCAUGAAAAAUGUCUUUCCAAUUGGCUUAUUAACUUCCGCCGCACCUGCCCAUUGUGCAACGAUAUAAUCAAGCCAACAGAAACACUGCCUCUUCUCAACUCCAUGCUGGAACCUAUGAUGACGCAACAAGCGUUUGAUCUAGGUGCAUUGGAGAGAGACGUUGGCUUCAAUGGAGCACAGUGUUCGCGUGCGACACAAGACUAUGCCCGGCAACUGCCCGAGGUACUUUCCACAGCAGCUGUUCGUAGCUUUCAACUUGAGUCAGCUGCCUCGGACCCAGGGCAUUCCAACGAACAUACAGAUCAGCACUCUUCUUCAAACUCCUCGUUCGUCACGUCCUUUUCGCAGCCAGAGACUCCCGUUCGUGGGUCAGCAGCAUCUUCCUUACCAUCAGCAUACUUUACGCCAAACCUGUCCGCUGAAUCAAGAUAUGAAGACACACAAAAUACCCAAGAUACUAUGAUAUUCGAUGGGUAUGGAAGGGACAGACAAGAACUGCAACUGAGUCAUUCUCGCACGCCUACAGUGUUUACAGCAGCAUCAUCAUCCUCGGCAGCAUCCACGAUACGCAUGGAAUAG